UGUGGGGAGACCAGAUAUAGUGAGUGCAGGGUCCUGGGAGACCAGAUAUAGUGAAUGCAGGGUCCUGGGAGACCAGAUAUAGUGAAUGCAGGGUCCGGGGAGACCAGAUAUAGUGAAUGCAGGAUCCUGGGAGACCAGAUAUAGUGAAUGCAUGGGCAGUGAAUCCGGGAGACCAGAUAUAGUGAAUGCAGGGUCCGGGGAGACCAGAUAUAAUAUAGUGAAUGCGGGGUCCUGGGAGACCAGAUAUAGUGAAUGCAGGGUCCUGGGCAGACCAGAUAUAGUGAAUGCAGGGUCCUGGGAGAUCAGAUAUAGUGAAUGCAGGAUCCAGGGAGACCAGAUAUAGUGAAUGCAGGGUCCUGGGAGACCAGAUAUAGUGAAUGCAGGGUCCUGGGAGACCAGAUAUAGUGAAUGCAGGGUCCUGGAAGACCAGAUAUAGUGAAUGCAGGGUCCGGGGAGACCAGAUAUAGUGAAUGCAGGGUCCUGGGA
Staurois parvus is the source of this 486-nucleotide messenger RNA. The record is from the annotation of a GenBank genome assembly. NCBI's taxonomy places the organism in Eukaryota, Metazoa, Chordata, Amphibia, Anura, Ranidae.